AUGGUUUUAAAUUUAAAUGAAACAAGUAAUGACAAACAAUGUGACAAUACAGAUAGAAUUGAGGUCAUUGACGAGUGCAUUAUGACAGAAGAUGGUUUCUUACAAAGUAUAGAUCCUUCUGAUGCAACUGAGUUUUUCGUGCCAGUCGCGAAUGACGUUGCUGUAGUGGACCUAGAAACAGUAGGUGAAACAGGUGUAGAGAGCGGAGAUAGAAAUGACGAGCAAACAAGGGGAUAUUUUGAAGAAAAUCAGAUGGAGACUGAAGAUGAAGCAACAGAAAUUGAAGAAGAAAUUUGCGGUUUUCAAGAAAACCAAAAUGCCAUAGAUUAUGAAAUUGAUACUGUCAUGGAUGAAUCUGAUGCAUACAUACCUGAAGAGCAUUCUGAAAGUAGUGAUGAUGCACCUUCUGAUUUAGAAAAUCAGGAUCCCAGAGAAGAAAGAGGCCAAAUUGGAGAUGAAACUGACGUUGUGGAAGAUGUGGAAAACAAUAAUGAAGGACCACCCAGGAAAAAAAGAAGACGUGUUUAUUUGAAGCAAGAUGCAACAUACUUGCAAAAUAAAAAGAACAGGGAACUUGGCAGGGCUUAUCAGAGCAAAAAAAAGGUAGACAAUAAGUGGAAUUACAAUAUUGAAAAACCCGGAAAACAGAUGAAAAAUGGAUGUUCGUGCAAAUUGGGAAAAGCAAACUCAGUUUUGAAAUGUUCCGAAGUCAUACAGAAAUAUCGUCAAGAAAUAUUUGAUAAGUUUUGGAAAAUGACUUGGCCUGAAAAGAAGCAAUACGCAGUAGGUCUCAUUUCCUUAGAACAGGUAAAAAGACGACGGGGCACAACCGAAAAUAGUAGAAGAAAUUAUUCAUAUAAGUACUACUUAAAAUGUAGCAAUUUAAAAACUUACAGAGUAUGUAAAAAGAUGUUCACAAGAACUUUGGGGGUCUCAGAAAAUGUUGUAUUGCUUUGGUUAGAAAAGAACAAUAGCAUGACUCAAGAUAACGACGAAGAGAGAGUUGAAAGACCUCGAAGAGAAAAUGAAAAGACAAAAUCAAUUAACCAGCUGAAAAUCUUUUUCACGUCUCUUUCUAAGAUGGAAUCGCAUUAUUGUCGCGCUUCCACAAGCAAAUUAUAUUUAGAGCCCUUGUGGCAAAGCAAAAGAGAAUUAUUUCGUUUUUAUAAAAAUACUUGGUGUGUAGAGCAGAAUGCACAAGCUACCAAAAAAGACCAAUGCGAUAUCUGCAUGGGCUAUAAAACUAAAAAUAUCUCUGAUGAAAUAUACCAAGAACACUUGGCUUUAAAAGAGGAAGCAAGGAGUGAAAAAAGCAGGGAUAAACUGUCCGAGAAUGAUGUAGUCCUGACAGUAGAUUUGCAAUCAGUAUUACUUGCCCCGAAAUCCAAAGUAUCACUAAUGUAUUAUAAGACCAAGCUUGCUGUGCACAAUUAUACUCUUUAUGACAUAAAAUCAAAUGAUGGCUAUUGCUUUUUAUGGAGCGAAGUUGAGGGUUCCCUAGGUGCGAAUGAAUUUUCAAGUAUACUUACCUAUUUUAUUGAAAACAUGAUUUUACCAAAAAUUGAUAAGAGCUUAGCUAAAAUUAUACUCUGGAGUGACGGCUGUGUAGCCCAAAACAGGAACAAUGUGUUGUCCAAUGCACUUUUGAAUAUUGCAAUUAAACAUAAUGUUGUGAUUUUACAAAAAUUUCUCUACAAAGGACAUACCCAAAUGGAGGCUGAUUCCAUGCAUUCAGUCAUUGAACGUCGUUUGCGAAAUCGAGAUAUCAACGUUCCAGCUGACUACGUCCAAUAUUGCAGUACAGCACGUCUGAAUCCUAGACCCUAUUUUGUUAAAUAUUGCACAUUUAAUUUUUUCAAAAAUUUUGAUGGUGUUAGGUUUCACAACUCAAUCAGACCUGGACGUAAAGCCGGUGAUCCAGUUGUUACAGAUCUAAAGCAGAUAAGAGUAGUUCAACCGAAAAUGGGAAAAAAUAGACGCAAGAAACAUCGAACAUCUUCAUCCUCAAGUAGCCGAGCUAGCAGAUCGCCGAAGCGACGAAUGCUGGACCAUCAUAGGAACCGCUCUAGGAGCCAUGAGGUUCAGGAUUUCCAUCAAGAAAUCGCAGAUAUGCAAAAACGGCUAGAUGAAUUGAAGAGGUCCAGAAACGUUAAAAACGAAAAUGUAGAACGUAUGAGCCAAAAUAGGAAUGUCCGCGACUCCCGAAGUCCGGCAUCCCAUCAUUUUUCAGUCCGAGACUCGAGAAGUCCGGCUACCCCUGAAAAAAGAGUCCGAGGCUCGAGAAGCCCGGCUUCAUCUCAAAUAAUAAACCUGGUCGAUAAUGAUCCACUGGAUCAAGUACCCGAAUGCUGGGGCGAAGAUCCAGAGGUUGGUAAAAUCAAUUAUUUUGAUCUACACCCGCAACUCACAAAAAGGGUUAACUAUAUCGCAUCAAAUGGGCUGGAUAAAGAGACACAAAACCAUCUGGCCAAUAAAUACCCUUCCCCAAAAGGUGUCCAUAUUGGCCCCCCUAUAUUGAACCCAGAAGUGGUUGCCACUAUGGGGCCAACGGGUUUGACCAAAGAUAAAUUUCAAAUAUCUUUUCAAGAAGAGAAUGCUAAAGGCAUCUCUAACCUUCUUUAUGCAGUCAAUAAAUUAAUCAAUGACGAAAGGGAAGAGGUGCCCAAAGCCGAAUACAUUGAGUUACUGAGUGACACCACACGACACUACACAAAUCUCCAGCACAAGCUUUCUCUCCAACGUAGGUCUUUUAUCAACCAAAAUUUAAAUAAAUUGGUUGUUGACCUCUCGGUGACAACACCUGUGGAUACUUUUCUUUAUGGAGAAAAUUUGGGGGAACGAAUUAAAACAGCAAAGGCUGCAGAAAAGGAAGACGGGGUGAAAUCCUCGACAGGGCCAGAGGGACUAUCACCCAUCGAACCGCCCCCAGCAUCAAGUUUUAGCAAGAUCCAACCCUCGGAACUACCCAAACAAAACUUACUACAAAACACAGAGGAAAAGCAAGUAAAGGCAAAAAAAAACAACGAAAUUUCUGAAUCCGCCGGGAAGGAACCUCAACCAGGCUGUAGUUAUCAAAAUACGGAUAUCGCGUCUUGUUCUCCUAAUUUUGACAAUGAUGAGGAUGAGGAUCAAUUAAUGGAAACGGAUAAUAUUGAUGUUGAUGUUGAGUCGGAAGCAGAGCGAGCUAUCGAUAUUAUGCCGACUUCAGCAGCCAAAAAACAAGGGCCUUCAGGAUCGAAAAAAAAAGACAAAAAAAAAUUUGUCGCAUCCUGGUGUCAAAUGCCUAUUUUUCAGGGAUGGUUAGAAAAAUCCUCGAAAGCCCCAAAUCAAGACAAAAAUGAAUUCGCCUUCUGCAAAGUGUGCCAAAUGGAUAUAGUUGCUCAUAAAAGUGUUCUUGUAAGCCACUCAAAAACUGAAAAACAUAAAUUAAAUUAUCUUCGAGGAGCUAAAAAUACAAAAAUCGACGACCUUUUUAAGGGGAAAACUGCAAAUGACGUAUCGGUUAAAAUAGCUGAAUUGAAACUAUGUUCAAUGUUGGCAACUAAUGAUCUUUCGUUUUUAUUAAUGGACACAUUAACUCCGCUGCUAAAAAAUGUCUUUCCAGAUUCCAAAAUUGCUCAAGACAUUCAAUUGAAGAGAACAAAAGCAACCGCAGUGUGCAAAAGUUUAGGGGAUAAUUUUCUUUUUGAUCUAUAUUCAAAAAUUAAAGACCCUGGAUCAUUUUUCUCAAUAAUAAUGGACGAAACAACGGAUAUUUCCGUUAAAAAACAAUGUGCUUUCACUGUCAUCUAUUUUGAUAAUAUUGAUAAUAAACCAAAAACUAGAUUUUUUGAUUUAGUAGAACCACAAGGUUCAUCUGCUGUGGAACUUUUCACAGCAUUGAAAGAAUCUGUUGUGUCGAAAAAUAUUCCUUUUUCCAAUUUAGUAGGAUUCUCAUCGGAUACUACAAAUGCCAUGGUUGGUGAAUACAAUUCUGUGUUCUUUCAUUUAAAAGAAGAAUUGCCCAGCAUUGUAUGCAUAAGGUGCUCUUGUCAUAUGGCACAUCUGGCCACCUCCAAGGCAUGUCUCCAGCUUCCUAGGCGUGUAGAGGACUUAUUGCGAAACAUCGGGAGUCAUUUCAAUAGGAGCGCCUUACGAAGGUAA
Ceutorhynchus assimilis (cabbage seed weevil) is the source of this 4143-nucleotide messenger RNA. The record is from the annotation of a GenBank genome assembly. Lineage: Eukaryota; Metazoa; Arthropoda; Insecta; Coleoptera; Curculionidae.